Messenger RNA from Solea solea (common sole), 7778 nucleotides. Its product is annotated as partitioning defective 3 homolog. NCBI's taxonomy places the organism in Eukaryota, Metazoa, Chordata, Actinopteri, Pleuronectiformes, Soleidae. The transcript has 25 exons. Gene Ontology annotation, cellular component: cell cortex; apical junction complex; apical plasma membrane. Gene Ontology annotation, biological process: intracellular protein localization; establishment of cell polarity; cell adhesion. Gene Ontology annotation, molecular function: phosphatidylinositol binding; protein binding. The record is from RefSeq and is a predicted model, not a curated record. The coding region runs from base 449 to 4444 and encodes 1331 amino acids.
AAAAAUGCCACCGAGGUCGAAAGUGUGGCUCCAUUUCAACAAAAGUAAUACUAAUAUUUGUAAAACAGAUAUCGACACUAAGGUCGGCAACACGACAAAUUUAACGAAGCACCCGAACGCGCAAGGCAUCAACAAGAGUUGCUCAGUACUUGAACGUAAGAAGAGCGGAGCGCAGCCAUCCACCUGCUGUGGACGUUACAGAGCCAGAGCGGCUUGAUUUAAAAUCCCCACCCGACUCCGCUUCAUCCAUGACGAGUACAGCAAGUACUGACGGCGGCGCUGUGUCGGGGAUUUCAACAGUGACCUCUGAACCUGAUGUGAGGAGGAGGAGGACAAGGCCAGUUCACACUGACAGAAAAAGGGAAAAUGAGUGAAGAAAAACAAAGACACAAGACAGUCACAACUUUGAUGUUUAAGGUUUGCAGCCCUUUUCUACAGUGGAGGCUCCAUGGUGGAGGACCUUAACUACUGGGUCCACGUCCACAGGUUAGAACAUGGAGAUGGAGGCAUUUUGGACCUGGAUGACAUGCUGUGUGACGUGGUGGAUGACAAAGAUAGGCUCAUAGCUGUGUAUGAAGAACAGGAUCCUCACAAUGGAGGUGACGGUACCAGCGCCAGCUCUACAGGAACACAGAGUCCCGAACCCUUCGUCGGUGACAUGAGUUCAGUGUCUGGCUUCCAGCCCUACCAGGCCAGCAGUGAGAUUGAAGUCACUCCAUCUGCCUUGCGAUCCAGUAUGCCACUCCACGUCCGUCCCAGCAGCGAUCCCUCCCUGGUUGACCUUCCUCCUGGUGAAGUCCCAGUUGGUCCAGAGGAACCAUCCAGAAAGAAUCCAGCUCGCUGGUCCACGACUGUUGGCUUCCACAAGCACAACCACAAACCAAACGCAAGCAUUGGUGGGAGUCUGGAAAGAAAGGGCAGAGGAGCCCAUGCCUACCGGAGUCUCCCACGGGAUGCGAGCGGCUGGACCACUCAGUUCCAGAGAGAGAUGACUCGAUCGUCCCUGAGUGCUAACCAUCCAAUGGUCGACCAAUGGCUGGACAGACAGGAGCAGGAGGAGGAAGAAGAGCACAGGAAUCAAGAAAGGAGGAUUGAGCGGAUUGAGCCUGUAGGGAGGGCAGACUCUUCCUUGGAGCAGUCACCAGUGUUCAGUCUAGAAGGCAUGCUCAAGCCAGUUGAGGUGUCCAAUGAAGGAGGGCCCCUGGGGAUCCACGUUGUGCCUUUCAGCUCGCAGGAUGUCAGGACUCAGGGUCUGCUGGUGAAACGCCUGGAACAGGGGGGCAAAGCUGAACAGGAACGUCUCUUCCAGGAGAAUGACUGCAUAGUAAAGAUAAAUCAGGGCGACAUUCGCAACCUGCGCUUUGAACAAGCGCAGAACAUUUUCAAGCAGGCCAUGCGUUCCCCGGUCAUCCUCUUCCAUGUGGUCCCUGCAGUCAUGAAGAGGCAGUACGAGUUUCUGUCAGGCCACAGCGAACUCAGCCCACACCAGUCCAGCAUAGUCUUCUUCAACCAGGCAAUUCAAAAGCCAGGGGACAGGUCCAGUCUAGUGGGGAGACCUGCAGCUAGGCCUGGACCACAACUGGGCCUCAACCACAACCACCAGGGCCCACUGGCAGGAAGCACUCCAGAGCCAAACCGACGGUACACAACAUUACCCCACACUAUGAUCUCCAGGACUUCCUCAGCCCCCUCCCCCUCCCUGCAGCGCAGAAUAAGCACAAACACGCCCACCAGCUCUUACCUGAAGAACAAAGGCCGCAGAUUCAACAUUCAGUUAAAGAAGGGCCCAGAGGGUCUCGGCUUCAGCAUCACCUCGAGAGAUGUUCCCAUUGGCGGUUGUGCUCCCAUUUAUGUCAAAAACAUCCUUCCUCGAGGGGCUGCCAUCCAAGAUGGCCGACUGAAAGCUGGAGAUCGGCUGCUGGAGGUCAGUGGAACAGACCUUAAUGGUAAGACCCAGGAAGAGGUGGUGGCCCUGCUACGAGCCACACCCAUGGGUGGGAUCGUGAACCUGUUGGUGACUCGUCAGGAGGAUCCGCUGCUACCCCGAGAAGUGCAGCCAGAGGAAGAUGACAUUGUGUUAACCCCUGAUGGUACAGGAGAGUUCAUGACCUUUGAGAUCCCACUGAGUGACUCAGGCUCUGCAGGCCUGGGUGUCAGCGUCAAGGGUAAUCGGUCCAAGGAGAACCAUGCCGACCUGGGCAUCUUUGUGAAAUCCAUUAUAAAUGGAGGGGCUGCUAGCAAGGAUGGGCGUCUACAUGUUAAUGACCAACUCAUCGCAGUGAAUGGAGAGUCAUUGCUUGGUAAAACCAACCAGGAAGCCAUGGAAACACUACGGAAAUCCAUGUCUGUAGAGGGCAACAAGCGAGGAAUGAUUCAGCUCAUUGUGUCCCGGCGGGCAGCCAAAAACGAGGAAGCCCUUGACACCCCUCCAGUUUUAGAGCAUCACAUGAACUCUUUACUGGACAACCAUGAGCGCCGCAUCUCCCACUCCCUUUAUGAAACCAUUGAGGGCUUGGACAACACCUCGUCACCUAGGGCAAACGUGAUGGGACGCAUUGGCAACUACCAGCUCUCUCCGACUGUGAACAUGCCACAGGACGACAUUGUGAUGAUUGAAGACGAUAGGCCACCCCUGCUGCCUGCCCACCUCUCCGACCAAUCAUCCUCCAGUUCCCACGACGACAUGGGCUUUGUGGGAGAGAACCCAGUGCCCUGGAUCCACGAGCUGCCUGGUCAGAAUGAAUGCUCGCUCAGUCCCGACGCAGACCCUGACGGUUCAUUCCAGAGGGAGGGCUUUGGUCGGCAGAGUAUGUCCGAAAAACGCACCAAACAGUAUAACGACCCUGCCGAGCUGGAGGUCAUGAAGAGCCGCAAGUCAAAGAGCAUGGAUUUAGGCUCUGGAGAACAAGUCGGACCCUCACUGGGCCUGAAGAAGUCUAGCUCCCUCGAAAGUCUCCAGACUGCUGUUGCCGGGGCAACGCUGAAAAGUGAGAUUAACGUCAACAGGCCGAGCUCACGGAUCGUCAGGGGCCGCGGCUGCAAUGAGAGCUUCCGAGCUGCAAUUGACAAAUCAUAUGAGAAACCUGGCGCCGCAACAACAGAAGAGGAGAACAGCAUGGACACACUGGACGAGGAUACAGAGGGGAGUUCCCGCUCGGGUCGCGAGUCGAUGUCCACCAGUGGUGACCUCUUUGUGGCCUCCGGGCUGAACGGCAGCGUUUCCAAAGAUGACAGCCGGAAAGAUUGGGAAAAGGUCGGGGGGAAGGAGAGGCAGAAACCUGAAAGGGAUAAAGAGGAGAAAGACAAGGACAAGAUCAAAGCCAAGAAAAGCAUGCUGAAGGGCCUGGGCGAGAUGUUCAGGUUUGUAAAGCACCGGAGGGAUGAUCGUCCAGGAGAAAGGAUAGAGAGGAAGGGCUCCAGUAAAUCUAAAGCCGAGGACACGCAGGCAUCAGAAGAGGAGACCCUGCGGAUGAGACUGGAACAAGAGAGAAUUCAGGCCAAGACACGGGAAAUUCGGGAGAAGCAGGCGAAGGAGAGGGAAUACGCUGAGAUCCAAGAUAUUGUCAGCCCCACCUUUAGCUCAGAUGAAGAGCCCACCUAUGCUGGCAUUGGAUCAUUAGACUCUUCAGUAGAUAGCAGCGGCAUGGACCCAUACAGUAAUCCUUACCAUCUCCCUCAAAGUCCACAGCUUCCCUCGAGUCCUCCAGAGAAUGGUCCACCACUGGAAGCUCUGUAUGCUCAGGUCAAUAAACCUCGCAAUGGACGUCCUGCAGCUCCAGACAGCAGUCAGAUGACUCCAAAUAACCACGAUCGGAUACAAAGGCUGAGGCACGAGUUCCAGCAGGCCAAACAGGAGGACGAUCUGGAAGACCAUCGGCACACCUACAGUUUCGACCAGUCUUGGGUGAGUAAUGGGACCGAGACACAGAGUGGACGUCAUUCAAUAACCGUUGAGACUCAGGCUCAGAAACAGCAGCAAGAGGACAGAGACGGUUUCCAACAAGCACAGAGACAGUACAGCUCCCUGCCGCGGCCACCUCGUAAGAACGCCAGCACAGCAUCCCAGGAUUCAUGGGAGAAGGUGCAUGUCCCUGCAGAGAAAUUCCAAAUGUCCAAGGAGAAUCCUCGCUAUGUCCAAGGAUCGCAUAACGGCUACCUGGGAACGUCCAGCUUCAAUGCCCGAGCCCUCCUUGAGACGCAGGAGUUGUUGAGGCAGGAGCAGAGACGCAGAGAGCAGGAGGCCAGUAAGGCCGGGCUGCCUCCAGCACAAGAAACCUCCAGUGGCAGCACCUACGACCACACACAUGCCCCUAACUCUGUCCCGGUACAGCCCCCACCUCAAUCCAAGGGCCCCUACAGACAGGAUGUGCCCCCAUCUCCUUCUCAGCUCGCCAAGCUCAGCAGGCUUCAGGGAUCUGAGAAAGGGAGGCUUUUCUACUCCUGAGAGAGGACCAUGAUCCUGGACAGUUGUAGUUUUGAGAGAACAGGACUAAUUCUUGCAUUAACAGGAAAAAUACGAAGAGGGCAAUAAGGCUUUCAUAUAAAUAAAUAUAUAUAUAUAAUGCUGAUACUACUUUGGGAUUGUUGAUAGAAAAUGUUAUAUUUAAAAAAAAAAAAAAAAAAGGAUAAGAACCAAGAUCUUUUUUAACUGUAUCUAUAAAAGAAAUUAGUUUAGAUGUUUUAUCGUCCACCAAGAUUGUGCCUUCUAGUCCAUUGAUUGUUCACAUACAGACGUUGAAUUCAUCAGACACAGCUGAGAGCCGUUGACACUGACAGCUAUAUGACCUGAAAAUGAAUAGGUUUUCUGUGAGUUGGGUUAUAUGAGGUAUUGACAUGUUUUCAGCACCGACUUCACUGAGUAAUGCUCGGUCUUUCUGAGACGAUGUUUGCCAGCAGGGACACAAUGAGAAACACAUUUUAGCCACGCAACAAAAGGGUCCGAUAUGUUUGAUAAAAUCUGCUCAAGUCUACGAUAUACAUGUAUUAAGAAUGUGUACCACUUUUCCCUGCUUUAAAAAAAGUCUUUCCAGACUGAAAUCUGACGUUUGCAAACUGCUCACACUGCCACACCAAAGUCACAAAUGAUCACAUUGGGACUUCCUGGUGCAGAAAAUACUGAAGUACUGAUGUAAAGUUGCUGAUUUUGGACUUUUGUGCGGGACGUGAACAGUUUAUAAACAAAUAGCAGACAUUCAGGAUUCUUGAGAUGUCUUCGACUUCUGCAGGAUUUUAUGAAGUGAGGUUUUAGCUCAGUGGCCACAAUCAGUGUCUCCUCGUGUCUCCUGGUCACAGCCGUGUAUUCAGUGGGAGCCAGUGGGAGCCAGCACACUUGGUGACGUCAAUGCUGAACAUGUAUAAACACGUCAUAUAACCUCACUUAAAGAAAACACCUGAAGUAUCCCUUUAAUGUCACCGUUCCUCAGCACUGCCAUGUUUUUGUACCACUUGGGUCCUGGUAGAGAUCUGAACCAAUGCUUGUGUGCACCACGAUGCUCUACAUGUUUAUUUGUGUAUGUGUGUGAGUGCUGGCAGGAUGUAUUGACACAGUUUAGAGGUUAGACAGCUUGUGUGAAGUGUGGACUCAGACUUUGGUCUCUGGCCAUGACCGUACAACCCCCCCCCGCCCCACCCCCCCACCUCACUUCAGAGAAAAGUCCCUUUAUGGUUCCUGAUUAAACACCAUUCCGAGUCCGUGUCCUCCUUCCAACCCCGUCUUGUGCUUAAUAUGAUAAUCCUGAAUUCUCUGUUCCUCUCUGCUCACAGCUUUAUCUCUGUUUUUUUUUUUUUUUAUCCUCACAUUGUCACUGUCACCAGUGGAGGAAAACAGCUUUAAAUCUCUGCUUCACCCACCCAGGAAAUCCAGCAGUAUAAAUGGGGUCAGGUCUGAAUGAUUAGUCAAUGUGCCUUAUUAAAAAUGAAUGAGCCCCAUUGUGCUUCUUUGUUGUGAUGUGCAUUGAGGAGUAAGAAACACCGACCUUGCUGGCAUGGCUCUGGCCUCAGUGUGCGGCCGUAGAACAAUUUGGUUGUAACCGAAGCUCUUUGGACCGGAGGUGUCGGAGCUGUUCCUCGCUGAAUAUUUCAUCACAGUGGUUACACGGGAAACCACAGUGGGUGGCUUCAGUGUGGGGCUGCGUAAAUCCACAGUCCUGAUACAAUGGAGCUGAUUUUGUUUUCCAUUCGUGAUUAUGUCCAUUGAUAGUGAAGCACUUGGGAGCCUUGUAACGGUUCAGUUAAACGAGUGGUACAUGUGUAUGUGUGUGUGUGAGUGAGUGAGUGUGUUCUUGGGUUUCUAUCUUUGGAAGCGCAAGGUUUUUUAGAGCGAUUCCACGUAUGUCUUUAUCAUUUUCCUGGAAAGGCAAACGUGAUGACCCCUUGGUCUUUUGCUUUUCCUCCAAUAAAGCUGCUGUCAGCAACAAACACACAUUAAAAUACUGCCUCUUUCUGGAGUGGAUAAAGUGUUGCGGGACACUGGAAAAGUUCCGAGACAAAUACUUUAGGUCAGUGAUAGCUGUCAGAAUGUAGAGCCUUAUUUUAGCUCGAGGUUGCUUGGUGUCCUCGUUUGGCAUCAGUGAAAAUAAAUCAUUUGAUUCUCUGAAUUAAUGAAUUUAUUUUGUAUUUAAGUGGAACUUUGCAAGUGUGGUUUUUACGGAGGUCCCUCUACGUACAUUUUUUAUUUUCUGUUUACAACACCACUGUAAACAUCCAUCCCUGAUGUAUUUUGACUAAAGUUUUUCAGUGACAGCAGCUUUAAGUGUGUUAACACACAAGUCAUACAGUGGCAUGACUACAGUAACCAGGUUACCAUAAUGUAAACAUAUCCUUGCCUUAGCUCACCCCAGUCUAACUUACAUUCACUAUCAUAAUAUAUGUUUAUGGAUUAAACUGAUAAUAGUCCUCGAGUCAAGCUAAUUAGGAAGUUAAAAUCUCAAUAAAACAUGUUAUGGUAGACUUUGUUCUUUCCAAGAGGCAAAUUGAGUGUGAAUUUGUGUUUGUGCUCCUCACACUUGCAAGUGUGUGUUUGUUCAGCUACCAAUUUACCAUUGUAUGUGUGUGUGUGUGUGUAUGUGUUAGUGUAGGUGGACAUGUGUUUAAGUGUCUGUGAACACUGCCAGUAACUGGAUGCUCCAAUAUGUCUAUGAAUAUGCCUUGGCAGCCAUCUGAACCACUUGGCUGCUGAGUGGGAGAAGAGCAGUGGAGUGGGAAGCAGAGAAGAAGGGAGGCCUGACCUUGCAGAUGAUUCAGUCAAUGGAGUAAUCACAACUAUUCCUCUGAGUCUGGAGUACAAACAGGAGGUUACAAACAAGGCUGUGCUUCACUUUUACUGUCUCUCCUUCUCCGUUUCGUAUCUGUUAGUUUGUGUUUGUCUGCGGCAGAACGAUUGUUUGCAUGUGUGAUGUGUUAUAUACAGUAUGUUUCUUCAUGGACUGGUAGGGUUUCAAGAUGCUGCAAUAUCUAAUGAGUUUUCUCCUAACAUGCAAAUUUAAUAACAUCCCAUAAUACAGGUUUAUUAUUUGUGAAAGCUAUUGUUUCAGGGUGUUUUUUUUUUUAUCCUGGGAGAAAUUAUAUUGUUAUUGUUUCAUUAUAUGUUUAUGACUACCCCUCAUUGUUUUAUUAUCCACAGUUUGGUAUUAUGGUGGUAAAAGAUGAUGUAUAUGUAAGCAUAGUGCAAUUUUUAUUUUUUACAACAGUGUACCAUUACGAACCAUGUCUGCUGUUCUCUGUACAUACAGUAUAAACCUUUUUUUUUUUUUCCAUGAAUAAACUGACGGUAGUUUCAA